This is a messenger RNA of Aptenodytes forsteri (emperor penguin), 1959 nucleotides long. It is a transcript of the gene CDC14A, whose product is annotated as cell division cycle 14A. The record is from RefSeq and is a predicted model, not a curated record. Bases 34 to 1806 code for a protein of 590 amino acids. NCBI's taxonomy places the organism in Eukaryota, Metazoa, Chordata, Aves, Sphenisciformes, Spheniscidae. Gene Ontology annotation, biological process: cilium assembly; regulation of exit from mitosis; positive regulation of cytokinesis. Gene Ontology annotation, cellular component: centrosome; nucleolus; spindle pole. The transcript is spliced from 16 exons. Gene Ontology annotation, molecular function: protein serine/threonine phosphatase activity; protein tyrosine/serine/threonine phosphatase activity.
CCCCGCGCCUCGCUGCUCCGCGCCCUGUUUAAGAUGGAGCCGGCGGCAGCCGCCUCCGAAGUGCUGGGGGGAGCCUCGGAGUUCGUGAAAGAUCGGUUGUACUUUGCUACUCUACGAAACAAACCGAAGAGUACCGUAAAUACCCACUACUUCUGCACCGAUGAGGAACUGGUCUAUGAAAAUUUCUAUGGAGAUUUUGGACCUUUAAAUUUGGCAAUGUUAUACAGAUACUGCUGUAAACUAAAUAAGAAAUUAAAGUAUUUCAGUCUAUCAAGAAAGAGGAUAGUGUACUAUACCAGUUUUGACCAGCGGAAACGAGCAAAUGCGGCGUUUUUAAUAGGUGCAUAUGCUGUAAUAUACUUGAAGAAAACACCAGAAGAAGCUUACAGAACGCUUUUGUCUGGAUCUAAUCCACCGUAUCUUCCAUUUAGGGACGCUUCAUUUGGGAACUGCACGUACAAUCUUACGAUCUUGGACUGUUUACAGGGAAUAAAUAAGGCCUUGCAGCAUGGAUUUUUUGACUUUAAGACAUUUGAUGUGGAUGAAUAUGAACACUAUGAGCGAGUGGAAAAUGGUGACUUCAACUGGAUUGUUCCAGGAAAAUUUUUGGCAUUUAGUGGACCACAUCCAAAAAGCAAACUUGAAAAUGGUUAUCCUCUUCAUGCACCUGAAGCCUACUUUCCUUAUUUCAAGAAACAUAAUGUCACAUCAGUCAUAAGACAAAACAAAAAAAUUUAUGAGGCAAAACGCUUUACCGAUGCUGGUUUUGAGCAUUAUGACCUGUUCUUCAUAGAUGGAAGCACACCAAGUGACAGUAUAGUUCAGAGGUUCCUGAACAUCUGUGAAAAUGCUGACGGUGCUAUUGCUGUACAUUGUAAAGCUGGCCUGGGGAGAACAGGAACACUGAUUGCCUGUUACAUAAUGAAACACCACAAGUUCACACAUGCUGAAGCCAUUGCUUGGAUAAGAAUAUGUCGACCAGGCUCUAUUAUAGGACCCCAGCAACACUUCUUGGAAGAGAAGCAAGCAAUGUUAUGGCUGGAGGGAGAUCUCAUCCGAUCAAAGCAGAAACAACGAGUAGCUGAUGGAAACAUUAACAGAGUUCUUUGUGGCUUGAAUGACAUUUCAAUCAGUGACAGCUUGAAUAAAGUACAAGACUUGGAUCAAUACAGGGAGAAUGAUUUUGAAGACAAAGCAGGUGUGGAAACUCAGAAUGGCAUGACACAAGGAGAUAAGCUUAAUGCCUUAAAAAGUCGGAGACGGACAUGUUCUGCUACAACUGGAGCUCUGAGGCUGCAAGACAUGAAACUGCACACCAGGUCAAUAUCACAACCUUUCAGACUGAAUACUUCAGGUAGCACAGAAGGAUCCAUGUCUCCUCUGAAGACCUCCAAAGUGAUGGCAGUUAAUUCACCGUCUGCAGAAAGAAUAAGCAGAAUUUCCACAUCCUCAGGCUCUAACCUUAAAAGUGUUUCCAUAAACUCCAGACUAGCCAGUUCUCUAGGGAACCUGUAUGCUGCUUCAGAUGAUGAUGAGAGCAAAAUGACAUCAUCGUCCUCUAGGACAGGUUUUUGUGUAAGCCAAAUCUCCAGCCACUUGAAUGGCAGCUUGCAGCUGCCUCACAGAAAUAACCAUGAACUGAACAACAACUUAUACAACAGAAACAGCAGUAGUGACAACAACAACAGCAGCCAAACCAGUUUUCACAGCGCCGUGACAGAUGAGUACGCAUCAACCUUCCUUUAUGGGCCUUACAACUCCUCCAGCACGAUACCAGAGUCAAUCAAUUCCUUCCCUUCAGAAUGAGUAUGUUCAGUACUAAAGCCUUGCUGCUUUGGUGAAACCUGCUGAGCUCUUAAAAUCGAAGACCUUCAUGAAGAAGACCUUGAGGAAGGAAGCUGCUCACUCAGAGGACGAAUCUUCAAUACAAGACAUAUUAAAACCUUAACACCAAGAGGA